GGAGCACGUGACUCUAGCCUGUCUCGCUAAAGAUGGCGGCGCCCAUACCUGCAGCGUGAAAGUGGUUUCCUCAGCUGUCCCUCAGUGCUGGAAUCAAAACAGUGGCACCGUGCGCCAUGUCGCGAUUGAUCGUGAAGAACCUCCCGAAUGGGAUGAAGGAGGAGCGAUUCAGGCAGCUGUUCGCAGCCUUCGGCACGCUCACGGACUGCAGCCUCAAGUUCACCAAAGACGGCAAGUUCCGCAAGUUCGGCUUCAUCGGCUUCAAGUCCGAAGAAGAGGCCCAGAAGGCACUGAACCAUUUCAACAAGAGUUUUAUCAACACUUCCCGGAUCACGGUGGAGUUCUGCAAGUCCUUUGGGGACCCGACAAAGCCCCGAGCCUGGAGCAAGCAUGCCCAGAAAGCAAGCCAGUCCGAGCCGCCUCCAGAGGACAAAGACUCCCUGCCCGCAGAAGCUAAGAAAGGCAAGAAGAAAAAGGCAGCAAGUGAACUGGAGAAGCUGAAGGAGGACACUGAGUUCCAGGAGUUCCUGUCAGUCCACCAGAAGCGGACACAGGCAGCCACGUGGGCUAACGACGCCUUGGGCGCGGAGCCCUUGAAAGGGAAGAGCAAGCCGGCCAGUGACUACCUGAACUUCGACUCCGACUCCGGCCAGGAGAGCGAGGAGGAGGGCGCUGGGGAGGACCCGGGAGGAGGGGACAGCCCCACACCGAAGGCGGCUGUGCAGAAGGAGCUGUCGGACAUGGAUUACCUGAAAUCCAAGGUGGUGAGGGCCGGCUCGCUGUCUUCCUUGGAGGAGGAGGAGAGUGAGGAUGAAGCCGUGAGCAGUGAUGCACAGAGUGAGGACGAGGGAGAGGAUUCCUGCACUGCCCCCGCCCAGCGGGACCAAGAGAAGACAGGGCAGGGCCCAGAGCAGGGGACCCCAUCUGGGAACAAGAAGCCACAGGAGGCCAGAGCCAAGACAGAGAAGCCAGCAGCCCAGAGGGAACCCACCACCCCCCACACGGUGAAGCUGCGGGGAGCCCCGUUCAACGUCACAGAGAAAAAUGUUCUGGAAUUCCUGGCACCCCUGAAGCCAGUGGCCAUUCGCAUAGUGAGAAAUGCUCACGGGAACAAGACAGGGUAUGUCUUUGUGGAUUUCAGCAGCGAAGAGGAAGUGAAGAAAGCUUUGAAAUGCAACAGAGAAUACAUGGGUGGCCGCUACAUUGAGGUGUUCAGGGAACAGAACGCGCCCAUAGCCAAGGGGCCCCCAAAGACUGCCGCCAAACCCUGGCAAGGCCGGACACUCGGGGAGAACGAGGAGGAAGAGGACCUGGCCGAUUCUGGGAGGCUCUUUGUACGAAACCUGCCCUACACCAGCACUGAGGAGGACCUGGAGCAGCUCUUCUCCAAAUUUGGUCCCCUGUCCGAGCUGCACUACCCCAUCGACAGCCUGACCAAGAAACCCAAAGGCUUUGCCUUCGUCACUUUCAUGUUCCCCGAGCACGCUGUGAAGGCCUACGCCGAGGUGGAUGGGCAGGUGUUCCAGGGCAGGAUGCUGCAUGUCUUACCAUCCACCAUCAAGAAGGAGGCCAGUGAGGACGCCAGCACCCCAGGAUCAUCCUCCUACAAGAAGAAGAAAGAGUCCAGAGACAAAGCCAACAGCUCCAGCUCUCACAACUGGAACACGCUGUUCAUGGGCCCCAACGCCGUGGCUGACGCCAUUGCGCAGAAGUACAGCGCCACCAAGAGCCAAGUGUUUGACCAUGAGACCAAGGGCAGCGUGGCCGUGCGCGUGGCCCUGGGGGAGACCCAGCUGGUCCAAGAAGUGCGGCGCUUCCUCAUCAACCACGGCGUCAGUCUGGACUCCUUCAGCCAGGCCGCUGCGGAGCGGAGCAAAACCGUGAUUCUGGCGAAGAACCUGCCAGCGGGCACCUUGGCAGCCGAGCUGCAGGAGGUCUUCGGCCGCUUCGGCAGCCUGGGCCGUGUGCUGCUGCCCGAGGGGGGCGUCACCGCCAUCGUGGAGUUCCUGGAGCCCCUGGAGGCCCGCAAGGCCUUCAGGCACCUGGCCUAUUCCAAGUUUCACCACGUCCCCCUGUACCUGGAGUGGGCUCCAGUGGGCGUCUUCUCCAGCUCAGCCCCCCUGAAGAAAGGAGCCCAGGACGCGCCCGUGGAACCUGCAGAAAAGGACGCAGCAGAGCCAGAGACCGCGCCUGAGAGCGAGACCGCGGAAGCUGCAGAGGCAACAGAAGGAGCGGCAGACAACUCUUCAUCAAAGAUGGAAGAGGAGGAGGUGGAAGAGGAGGAGGAGGAGGAGAGCCUUCCUGGGUGCACUCUGUUCAUUAAAAAUCUCAACUUCGAUACCACCGAGGAGACGCUGAAGGGGGUAUUUUCCAAAGUGGGCGUCGUGAAGAGCUGCUCCAUCUCCAGGAAGAAGAACAAAGCAGGAGUGCUGCUGUCCAUGGGCUUCGGCUUCGUGGAGUACAGGAAGCCGGAGCAGGCCCAGAAGGCACUCAAGCAGCUCCAGGGUCACAUCGUGGACAACCACAAGCUGGAAGUGAGGAUCUCAGAGCGAGCCACUAAGCCAGCCCUGACGUCCGCUCGGAAGAAGCAAGUUCCCAGAAAGCAGACCACCUCCAAGAUUCUGGUGCGGAACAUCCCCUUCCAGGCUGACAGCAGGGAAAUCCGCGAGCUCUUCAGCACCUUUGGGGAACUGAAGACCGUCCGCUUGCCAAAGAAGAUGACUGGCACAGGCUCGCACAGAGGGUUCGGCUUCGUGGACUUCCUCACCAAGCAGGACGCAAAGAGAGCCUUCAACGCCCUGUGUCACAGCACCCACCUGUACGGCCGGAGGCUGGUCCUGGAGUGGGCCGACUCCGAGGUGACCCUGCAGGCCCUGCGGCGGAAGACGGCCGAGCACUUCCACGAGCCCCCGAAGAAAAAGCGGUCUGUGGUGUUGGACGAGAUCCUGGAGCAGCUGGAAGACAGUGAAAACGACAGUGAGGAGCAAACCCUUCAGCUGCGAGCUGGCACCGAGAGGAUUGUUGGAUAAUGCCGCUCUCCAGGGCCAGGGAGAGAUGGCUGCCACUGGCAGAACAGCGUAAAAGACUGUCCCUUCCAUGCCAUGUGCCUGGACAACCUCCUGCCUCUUCAGACCCCGAGGGGGAAGCCGGACUUUCUCCCUGCCAGCACCACACUGACCGGCCCGUGCUGCAGAAUGAACUUGGAACCUCAGCUCACCGCAGGAGCAAGUCCUGUCUGCAAACCAGGAGUGAAGAGGGGCCAGGGACCAAGAGACCUAGCGCACAUUUUUGCUUGGUUUUCAAAUACGUAUUUUUCCCUUCACCUUUGAUGUAUAUCAGAUUCUUAUUUCUAAAUACAAAAAACAAGGUGCCUUUUAAACUAUGUCCCCACAGCAGUUUUCUG
Messenger RNA from Pteronotus mesoamericanus, 3403 nucleotides. It is a transcript of the gene RBM19, whose product is annotated as RNA binding motif protein 19. The transcript has 25 exons. Gene Ontology annotation, molecular function: mRNA binding. Bases 117 to 3029 code for a protein of 970 amino acids. The record is from RefSeq and is a predicted model, not a curated record. Gene Ontology annotation, cellular component: nucleolus. NCBI's taxonomy places the organism in Eukaryota, Metazoa, Chordata, Mammalia, Chiroptera, Mormoopidae.